AGACCGUCCGCCCUUCCUGCGAUAGGAAACUCGCACUGACGUAAAGAAACCGAGGCAGACGGAACCCAGUUUUAAUUAAGCGCUUUAACGCCACUGUUUUUACUGAAACUCUGCGUCCUUUCACACCACAUUAUCCGGGUUCAGCGAGCGUAGGGCGGAAGGAAAAAACAGCUAACAAGACGCGACAGCCGAGAGGAGAAUAAACAGCGCGUAACUUGGAUUUUUUUUGAGGAUAUAUCAGUACUGAAAUACCGCCCUGACAUUACUGACACUCAGCAAGACAUGGCUGAUCUGCUGAGGCUGCUGCUCCGGGUGGCUGAGAAAGCGGCGAACGUGGCUCGAGUCUGCAGGCAGGAGGCCCCCCUCUUUCAGCUCCUUGUGCAAGAGAAGACCGGAGAUGACAAGAACAAGAAGUUCGUCCAGGACUUCAAGACGCUUGCCGACGUGGUGAUCCAAGAGAUGAUCCGGCAUGAUGUUGGUGCUCAGUUCCCUGAGAUGGCUGGUUUCAUUCACGGAGAGGAGUCCAACAAGUUUGAAAAUGGGCUUGGAGAGAGCGUGACGGUCACCGUGUGCGCUACGGAGGAGGAGACCGCGGCGCUGCUCGCCUCGGUGCUGGACGGCAACCACACGGCGGCGUCUCUGUUGGCUCGAGCCAUCCACCAAGACCCGGCAACCAUUGAGGCCCACACAGACGGUCUGACGGUGCCAGUCAGCCCCGCUGAACUCGGCGUAUGGAUCGACCCCAUAGAUGCCACCAGCCAGUACAUAGAGGGCCGAGAGGAGGUGCUGGAGGAGGGCCACCUGUCUCCUUCCGGUCUGCACUGCGCUUUGGUCCUAAUCGGCGUUUACCUCCGGAGCACAGGUGAGCCCGUCAUGGGCGUCAUCAACCAGCCGUUCAACUACAAAGAUCCAGCAGGUGGAGGCUGGAGGGGCAAGCAUUUCUGGGGGGUGUCCUGUGGAGGCGUCAACGUCUGCUCAGAGUCGCGGCCGAACAAUGGGCCUGGAGGGGGUCUGUCUGUGGUGCUGAGCUCCAGCGAGAAGCAGGUGGUGAAGGAAACCCUGACGUCGCUGUGCGGUCCUGACAAGAUCGUGUACGCCUCCGGAGCCGGCUACAAGAUCCUGUGUGUCAUUCAGGGUCUGGCUGAUGUUUACAUCCUCUCAGAGGGAAGCACCUUUAAGUGGGACUCCUGCGCUCCUCACGCCCUGCUCCGAGCCCUCGGAGGGGGAGUGGUGGACCUGGCGAAGGGUCUACAGUCCACUUCUGACGCCCCGGAUCAACAGACAGAACUGACCUACCACCAGCCUCACACUGAGUGUAAAGGAGCAGACCGCUGGGCAAACCAUGGCGGCCUGGUGGCUUACCGAGACUGUUCUCAGCUCCGCAGCAUCAUGGGAGCUCUGAAAGGCAAGCUGUAAUCGACAAAGCAGUGGCAGUAAUCAGAACAAGCUGAAGCAUUGUUGCAUAUAUGACCAUAUUAAUGUGUUCUGUAUUAAUAGAUGGGAAGGAACGGAGGUACAGGAUGAAAUAUUUUAAUUAUAAAUAUUACUGUCUUAUUUUUAACCAGAUAUAUUUGCAAGUUUAUAUAUUACAAGAUGAACAUCAGGUUUGGGCAAAGUAAUAUUUUCAAAUACUUUCUGUCUUAAUCAGUGUUUCUGGAUUGUGUCAUUUACAUGUGGGUGCAUGACCAGGGUUUAAAAAAAAAAAACACAAAAUUGAACAAGAUUUGAAUUAAUCUGAUUCAUUUAAGAAAACAAGAAACGAGAGAGUGCUGUGCUCCUCUCAAGGCUGUCAAGAUGCAGGCUAAAAGAGUUGUUCAGGAAGCAAAAUUAGUACAAGUCAGGACAGAAUGCAGAAGGACAACUAAGAGAAAGUUUUUCCGUCAGUUCCACCACUGACUUCCACUAAGCGUUACUUUGCGAAUUUUGUUUAGCUCAGACCAAUGAAUCAUUUAUCAAACCUUGAUAGGCUUUGUUAAGAGUUUGUCUACGUGUUGCAUGAAGAAAAAUACGAGUUCAAUGAAAGUACGGUGCUCACUGCAGGGCAGUCGAGGAACGCUUCGCUGCCAGAGGAAACAUAAUGUGGCAUCACAAGACUGCUUCUCUUUGGGGUCAAAAUUGCAGUUAUGAAAAGUGAUAUUAUCUAACCUGUAUGAGGCUAUGAUCGGUCAAGUGAGUGGAUAAGACUCAAAUCAAGCAGUGUGCAGGAAUUUGCAUCUCUCUGAAACAGCUCCUUUUAAGGAGCGGAGAGAUAGUCAGUCAUGGCCUGCCCUCUUUCCACAGCUGUAGCACCAUUAGUUAAUAAGGUCAGAGAAUGGAGACGCCAUAUGAGGUAAAACAGCGACACUGAGUUGUUUUCAGUGUGGGUUUACAGUAAAAUGAAAUAUUAAGCCAAGGUGGGUACCAGAGGACAAAGAUGAAAGACAGUGAAGGAUUUUGAGAAGGUCACAUUUUUGGGUUGAGUUUUCCCAAGGACUUGCUAACUUCAAUUCGGAAAACCUGCCUAUGGAGAAGCAUAAAGGAAUUUUGACAGAAGCAGACAAGCAGCACACUGAUGAUGUCUGCGAUUGGUCGAUUGCAGUGUCGGUCCAAAAACAUGUCCUACUCUGGCUCUGCUGAAGGACCGAAACUUUAUUACCUUAUCAAGAUGUUUGUAAUGAUGACACGACGUAACCUUACUACCAUGUCAUGUGUAGAAUAACUUUGAUACGCAUUGUUAAAUAAUCGAGAAAUCCUUUGUUAUGCAUACUGAGCACAGAACAGAACGAUAUGCAUGUAGGAAAUCAUCUUUAUUCUCAAAACCAGAGAAAGCAGGGGAAAAGAAACCCAACAGUGAUAUUUUAAAACUGUUUGCCAGCCAGGGAACUCGCGUUACAAUUCCCCACAAAAAAAAAACAAAAACAAAACAACAACAAAAAAAAACAAACCCUGAUGAUUGUCAGAAAUUUUUUGCAAUACUUCUGCAUAUUCUGUUAAAAAUUUGAAAAGAAAGAAACAAACGAAAGAAAAAUGUGUUGGCUCUUUCAUUGACCUCUUGGACUUCGAGCUGCUACCUUUAGCAUACAGCACUGUACAUUCUCAAGACAAGGCUGACGUGUGGGAAAAGGACGCACUCUGCUUAACGUGGUUACAGCUGUGAUCUGAGCCAGUUUCCGAGACAGGGACUGAGUUAAGUAUUUGGCAGUAUAUCGUGAAAAUGAGGAUGGUAAACAAAUAUGGAAGAUUGAUUAUUGCACGCUGUAACAAACUUAUGAGCAAAAUUUAAUCACUUUUGUUGCUGUCUGUUUAUCACACAGGAACAAUUUGACUUUAAGUCUGCCUGAUUAGCUGUAACCUCCUUUCCUUUACCAGAAUAAGCUAAAUCAGGGUCUUUUUGUUUUUUUAGAUUUUGGGUUGGUUUCAUAUUAAAAGGAAGGGCCAUUUUAAUUGAGAAAAACUCACUCCAUGUCUGGGAAACUGAUGUUAAAUGUACAAGAGAGAAACUAUUUGACACAUGAAAGAAAUGCGGUAAACUUAACGUCCUGCCUCGGUGAACUCAAGGCUCAUGUUUUUGAGCUAUUAAGACAAGCUCACAUGAAUCAUUACAAACUCUGGGCUGCUUCAGAGUUUUAUGGCUGUGUGACUCCCAGUGUUGUUUUCCAAAAAUCUGUCACUCGUUUAACAUUCAAAU
This is a messenger RNA of Scatophagus argus, 3667 nucleotides long. It is a transcript of the gene inpp1, whose product is annotated as inositol polyphosphate-1-phosphatase. Gene Ontology annotation, molecular function: inositol-1,4-bisphosphate 1-phosphatase activity. NCBI's taxonomy places the organism in Eukaryota, Metazoa, Chordata, Actinopteri, Scatophagidae. The record is from RefSeq and is a predicted model, not a curated record. The transcript has 7 exons. Bases 283 to 1416 code for a protein of 377 amino acids. Gene Ontology annotation, biological process: phosphatidylinositol phosphate biosynthetic process.